Arachis duranensis is the source of this 1024-nucleotide messenger RNA. RefSeq lists its product as uncharacterized. NCBI's taxonomy places the organism in Eukaryota, Viridiplantae, Streptophyta, Magnoliopsida, Fabales, Fabaceae. The record is from RefSeq and is a predicted model, not a curated record. The coding region runs from base 232 to 669 and encodes 145 amino acids. The transcript has 2 exons.
CUUCCGCUUCUUCCAUUUAUCUACUUUAACGUUCUUUCUUUCUUUCUUUCUUUCUUAGCCUAGGUUCUUCUGAGAGCGUGAGUGAGUUUUUAGGUUUGUUCUUUGUUCUUUGUUCUUUGUAGGCACUGAAGAGGAAGAAAACUAUAUAGCUGAAGAAAGAGCGUAGGAUUCGGGCAAGGCAUUGAAGUUGAAGUGUGGAAGAGUUUUUAAGAGGUUGUUUCCACUAAAGGAAUGGAGGUAUAUGGUAAAUCUAUGGUUGCAGCUCCUGCAAAUGUUAUUUAUAUGUCGAGUAUUUUGGGCCGUGAUGGACCAAAUCCUGUGCAUAAGUGCGACUGGAAAUGUCAAAAUGAAAAUGUUUGCGGGAACAUGUAUCGCUGCAAGCUAACAGGGCUAACGCAUAUCUGUGAUAAAAACUGUAACCAGAGAAUUUUGUAUGAUAACCACAGCUCGCUUUGUAGAGCAAGUGGUCAAAUUUUCCCCCUUACACCAGCAGAGGAACAAGCAGUGAGGGGUGUUCGAAGAAAGCUCGAUGCAGAAAAUUCAUCUUCUGAUGGCUGUGGUUUUAAGCGUAGACGGGAUGCACAAUUCCAUACUUCUCCUUUCGAGAGAUCUUUUUCUGCUGUCAGUCCUAUCUGCAGCCAAGUUGGAGAUGGCAUGGAUAUGAGCUAGAUACAUAUUUCCUUCCUUUUUGGAUCUUUUUUUCUUUUUCCCUUUUAUUAUCAGAUGAGUAUCAAUAACAGCACUUGAAUAAAUGGACUACCUAUUGGUGGACAACAUGCAUGUCCAUCUACUUUGAGAACUCCUUAUAUUUCCAGUAAUAAUGUAAUGUGGCACUUAAAAGUAGCUUGACUGUUUAGUAUUCAGAUGACUUUAGUUUCUUGCUUACAUUGUUAGGAAGCAGACAUUUAGCUACAAGAUGAAACUCAGACUUUAUGAUGCCUGGAUUUGAUUUAGGACCUGAAAUGAUGUACUAUGUAUCAGCAUUCAUCAAUUUACUUAACUGUAACCCUUUUCUAGCUGGCUA